ACAUUUUCCCUACAUUUAUAUUACUGAUAAAAAAAAAAACAUUUUCCUGGACAAGGUGGGGCAUUUUUUUCUUAUAAAUCUGUUCUUCUGGUUUGUCAAACUCUGCACCUCUAAGAAUUGAUAAGAAAUGGAAACAAAAGAUGCUGAGGCACUGUUACGAAGCCAAGAAAAAGUAUGGCGUCACAUGUUCGGUUUUGCAGAUUCCAUGGCACUCAAGUGCGCCGUGGAGCUCCGCAUAGCGGACAUAAUUCACUCUCACGGCGGCGCCACUACCUUGUCCCAAAUAGCUUCUGGAAUCGAUUCUCCCUCUCCGGAUAUUAGCUACCUCACACGCAUCAUGAGGUUGCUAGUCCGACGUCAAGUUUUCACGGUCCACAACCCAUCAGACGACGGUGCUGAAGAGCCUCUUUAUGGGCUCACCGACUCAUCAAAGUGGCUGUUACAUGACUCCGAAUUGAGUCUGGCACCCAUGAUUCUGAUGGAGAACCAUCCCUCGCUGGUGGCUCCCUGGCACUGUUUCAGCCGCUGCAUCAAAGAAGGUGGAAUUGCCUUCGAGAAGGCUCAUGGCAGUGAGAUUUGGGAGCUUGCGUCGAGGGAUCCUGAUUUCAACAAGCUUUUCAACGAUGCCAUGGCUUGUACUUCGAAAGUCGUUACAAGAGGAAUUCUGUUUGGGUAUAAAGAAGGGUUUAGCUGCCUGGGAUCGCUGGCGGACGUGGGUGGCGGUACCGGUAGCCUGUUGGUGGAGAUUGUGAGAGCGCAUCCGCAUAUCAAAGGUAUAAACUUUGAUUUACCACAUGUUGUGGCGACGGCGCCGACGCAUCAGGGGGUCUCACAUGUUGGAGGCGACAUGUUUGAAGCCGUACCUAAUGCGGAUGCUGUUAUCUUGAAGUGGAUAUUGCAUGAUUGGAAUGAUGAAGAUUGCAUUAAGAUUCUAAGAAACUGCAGAAACGCAAUACCUACAGAGACUGGCAAGGUUAUUAUCAUUGAAAACAUUCUAAAACCAGAUGGCAGUGGCAUGUUUGAUGACCUCGGUUUUAUAUUCGAUCUUCUAAUGAUUGCCCACACAUCUGGUGGGAGAGAGAGGACCCAGCUCGAAUGGGAAAAACUCUUGGAGAAAGGAGGCUUCCCUAGACAUCAAAUUGUCACUAUUCCUGCUCCUCUAGCCAUUAUCGAGGCAUAUCCCAAAUAGUAUCAAACUAGCUACCUGUGGGAGCUUUUUCAAUUAAUAGAACUUAUUGAUAAUAAGAUAUGGCAAUAAGUACAACUUGGAAUAACCUUGCGAUAUUUGGUUACAAAUUAAAUAACUUGAUAGUUUCUUCAGGAAGCACCUUUUCUAGGAGAUUCUUGAGGUAAACUUUUCACUUAUUUAAUCAAAUAUUAUAUUGUGUCUCCUAAGUUACUUUCUAGUGGUUAGAAACUUAAAUCUUUGCUUUGGAAAUUUCAAGUUUGAAACUUAAGAUAAGCGGAGGAGUUUCAAAAGGAGAGGGCUAUCUUUCAUUGUAUAGUCCAUUAUCUGAUUUUAAGAAAAAAUUACAUAGAUA
Rubroshorea leprosula is the source of this 1541-nucleotide messenger RNA. The record is from the annotation of a GenBank genome assembly. Lineage: Eukaryota; Viridiplantae; Streptophyta; Magnoliopsida; Malvales; Dipterocarpaceae.